CAGGACCCAGUACAUUCUACCCUGGGCUCUUUCCUGCAGACUGCCCACUAGCAUAUGAUCCGUAUCCGAGACCCUAACCAGGAUGGCAAGGAUAUCACAGAGGAGAUCAUGUCAGGAGUAGGCAUUAGCCAGAACACAAGCCCACCAGUGGGACGUCCCUGCACUACCCCUACUGCUCCACAGCUGAACAGCCAGGUAGCAGAGCAGGGGAAUGUCAAUGUCGGCCUGGCCCUGGAGGCCCACUGUCCGGCGAAGGCUGCAAGUCCAGCAGCCGGAGAGGCGGUUGCCUCAGGCACGCUGACGCCCUCGUUGCCUUCCAGCACUGCUGCUCCUUCAGGCCUCACUCUCCCAGGCCAGGCUGUUAUAGAGGCAGUCCAGGCCUGUGGAGCCUCCACUGGGGCAGAGCUGAAAGAGACUGGGAAGGAGCCAGAGGUCUUGCUGGAGGAUAAAGUGGAGCCCAUUUUACAGUCCAAUCUUAGGCAAAGCUUGAGUCAAGAGCCAGAGCUGAAGGAUGGGAAGAGGCAGUAUGAUAGAGACUUCCUGUUGGCCUUCCAGUUCAUGCCUGCCUGCAUGCAGAAGCCAGAGGGGCUUCCUCCCAUCUCUGAUGUGGUACUGGACAAGAUCAAACAAAACAAGCUGCCCCUGCAGCAGGUGGGCCCUCGCAUUAUCGCCAGAGACCCAGGCUUCAACCCAGCCUCUGCAGACUUCAGCAGGGCAAUUCCUGGAGGCAGGGGUGCACCGCUGCUCAGUGUAGGCCCGAGACGGCUGCCUCCCCGCAAGAUCAUUACCAACGUGUCCGUGAAUGACGAGGUGCAGCUGAAGAAGGCUGAGAAUGCCUGGAAACCUGGCAGGAAAAGGGAGAACACCCAGAACCCCGAGACCCAGAAAACUCAGGAGCUUUUCCAGAAGGUGCGCAGUAUCCUGAACAAACUGACACCGCAGAUGUUUAACCAGCUGAUGAAGCAGGUGAUGGACCUCACCAUCGACACAGAGGAGCGCCUCAAAGGCGUGGUUGAUCUGGUUUUUGAAAAAGCCAUCGAUGAGCCCAGCUUCUCUAUGGUCUAUGGCAAUAUGUGCAGCUGCCUGGCUAUGUUAAAAGUGCCCAUGGCAGACAAGCCCACCAGCACUGUGGGUUUCCAAAAGCUGCUGCUGAACCGCUGUCAGAAGGAGUUUGAGAAGGACAAGGUCAACGAUGAUGUUUUGGAGAAGCUGCGGCACCAGCUGGAAGCGGCCACUUCAGCCAGCGAGCGGGAGAGGCUGGAGGAGGAUCUGGAGGAGGCGAAGGACAAGGCCCACAGGAGGUCCAUCGGUAACAUCAAGUUCAUCGGGGAGCUGUUCAAGCUGCACAUGCUGUCAGAGGCCAUCAUGCACGACUGUGUGGUCAAGCUGUUCAUGAACCACAGCGAGGAGAGCCUGGAGCGUCUGUGCCACCUCCUCACAGCCAUCGGCAAAGACCUGGACUUGGAGAAGGCCAGGCCAAAAAUGGAUCAUUACUUUAAAUAUAUAGAAAAGACAGUGAAGGAGAGGAGGGGUUCCUCACGCAUUCGGUUCCUGCUCCAGGACGUCAUCGACCUGCGACUGAAUAACUGGGUGUCGCGGCGAGCUGACCACGGGCCCAAGACCAUUGAGCAGAUUCAUAAGGAGGCCAAACUUGAGGAGCAGGAGGAGCAGAGGAAGGUGCACCAGCAGCUGCUGUCCAAGCACAACAAGAGGCAAAGGUGUGGCCCUCAAUUCCGUGACAGCCUUUUUCACCUGGCUGUGUGAGGCCGAGGACAAGUCCAAGGACAAUCGACAAGGAGGAUGGACACAUUUGCCAACGUGUGCUAAAAGACAAUGCAAUAAUUCAAAAAAAAUAAUAAA
Molecule: messenger RNA, 1860 nt
Organism: Electrophorus electricus (electric eel)
Lineage: Eukaryota; Metazoa; Chordata; Actinopteri; Gymnotiformes; Gymnotidae
Source: RefSeq, a predicted model, not a curated record